Molecule: messenger RNA, 6048 nt
Organism: Mercenaria mercenaria
Lineage: Eukaryota; Metazoa; Mollusca; Bivalvia; Venerida; Veneridae
Product: lysophosphatidylserine lipase ABHD12-like
Exons: 12
Coding region: 691-1848 (385 amino acids)
Biological process (GO): phosphatidylserine catabolic process; monoacylglycerol catabolic process
Cellular component (GO): endoplasmic reticulum membrane
Molecular function (GO): phosphatidylcholine lysophospholipase A1 activity; monoacylglycerol lipase activity
Source: RefSeq, a predicted model, not a curated record
UAAUCCAUGGAUAAGGUCAGUAAUUCGGUCGAAAAUGUGCUUCCGUGGUGUAAAGAAGUGCAUAAUAAAUAGAUCCUAAUUUUCCCAUUUUUUGCGCAAAUUCGUGUAGAACGAGUGCUUUAAUCACCAUUUUUCACUACUAGAAUACAUUCUGCAUGAAAUGAGACGGUUUUCUUGUUCAUACACCCCACAUGGCAAGUGUUGCAGAUCGAAAUCGGAAGUAGGUGUUUAUUGCGCGGACGAGAGCAAAUAUGCGCCAUUUUUAGGGUAGCAGACCACAACUGACUGGCAUUUCACUAGGAACUACAUAACCCCGUAUUUUCUUUUCAUUUUUUCGUUAAUUUGUGAUAGAACUUUUAUGAAAAAUAGGUGUAGGAAAAAGUGAUGUUCUCUAAAGAUACGUGAAGACGACCUGAAGUUGUCGUUUUUUAUAUGAAACAAAGAAGGAUUUGAAUUACUGACCUUAACCUCCAUAUCCCCUUCGUGAUUUAGUCAUCUAAGACCAGAAAAAAAUUAGUGGUUUUUUGAGGCUUAAAGUAACAGGCUAUUUCAUUGGUCAAUAUCUACUAUCAAUGACCAAUCGAUGCAAAGGUUAGUUUUGAUAACGAGUCACUCUUGUCAAAAUAGUCAAAACAAAUAACAAUUUUCGUUCUAAUUUACGUUGAGUUGUACUGGUAGAUUAUUAUUUUUAUGAUGCGUCUGAGAAGUGCUGGAAGAGCAGAAUCAAGCGCGAGGGAUAGUGUUCCGGAUCUCAAUGGGACUGCUUCAAAUAAAUCACAUGAUUCAUUUUCACACAGUUCCUGUAGCAAAAAAAGAGCACUACCACAGGGACAAAGGUUACAAAGCAUAUGCAAGUAUUUACUUUAUAAACUUGUGAAGACCUUGUGUGUUGUAGCAGUAGUUUUGUAUGUGGUCAUACCAGUAGUUGUGAAGACAAAUCCAUGGAUACAGAACAAGGUCAUAUUUCUAAACAACUUGCGAUGGCCGCCUUUUAUAGACUUUACAGCCCCAGAAGGUUUUGGUUUAGAAUCAACAAAAAAUUUCUACUUGACUACUGAUGAGAACAUCAAACUUGGACUGUGGCAUGCUUUACCAAUAAGUUUAAGAGACUCCAAAGUGCCAGUAGAAAAACACACAGAAUUGCUCAAAGAUUCAAAGCCAAUUAUAUUAUACUUGCAUGGGAAUUCUGGAACAAGAGCUGGAUGGCAUCGUGUGGGCCUGUAUAAAGUAUUAGCCAGUAUGGACUACCAUGUGAUAGCCGUGGAUUAUAGAGGGUAUGGAGAUUCCUCUGGGAGCCCGUCUGAAGAUGGAGUCGUGUCAGAUGCUUUGUUUGUGUACAGGUGGAUCAGACAACAUAAAGGAAAUACCCCUCUCUUUCUGUGGGGACAUUCACUAGGAACAGGGGUCACAACAAAGUUAGCUCGAACACUCUGUAGAAAUAGUGAAGCCCCUGAUGGUGUAUUUCUGGAGUCCGGCUUUAAUAAUAUUCUGGAUGCAGCAACAUAUCAUCCCAUGGCCACACCAUUCAGAUUUAUUCCAUGGUUUAACUGGCUGUUUCUGGAGACAAUCACACAUAACAACAUACACUUCCAGAGUGAUGAAAGUAUUGCUGAUGUUACCCCACCACUGCUGAUUCUACAUGCAGAAGAUGAUUUCAUUGUGCCAUAUCAUCUUGGACAGAAGUUAUACGAGGCAGCUGUGAAAACUCGUGCAGAAUCUUAUGGACCAGCAGAGUUUGUUUCAUUUAAUGCAAGUCAUCGUUAUGGACAUAAACUGAUCUUUCUGGCUCCAGAGUUGCCAGAUAUUAUCAGAAAAUUUAUCAAGAGAUGCUUGGAAAACAAGAACUGAUUCUGAAGUGAUAUUAUAAAGUUUUGCUCAGGAAUUUUGAUAAGUCUUUUUAUAUGUCAUAGAUUUUAUAGUUAAAUCCAUUUUCCUGUGAUCAGUAUCUGUAUUUUAAGUGGUUAUCAUAAUUUUAUGCUACCUGUGAUGUUGCAUUAUUAUGUCUUUAAUGUUUAUGUAGCAAAUGUAUCUGUGGUGAAAUACUGUUCUAAAGGCAACUUUAUGAUUUGAGCCGCACCAUGAGAAAACCAACAUAGUUCAUUUGCGACCAGCUUUGAUCCAGACCAGCCUGUGCAUCCGCGCAUUCUGUCCAGGAUCCAUGCUGUUCACUUUUAAAGCCUAUUGCAAUAAGAAAAACUGUUAGCGAACAGCAUGGAUCCUGACCAGACUGUGCAGAUUCGCAGGCUGGUCUGGAUCCAUGCUGGUCGCAAAUGCACUAUGUUGGUUUUCUCAUAGUUCGGCUCAUUUUCAUAUAAAGUAUUAAAUUCAUAUGGAGACAAUGUAUACCAUAGGGUUUGAAACUUAAUUUGCACAGGAAAAAUAUUUCAACAGUAUGAAAUAUCUGUGGUAUAAUUCUUUUCCUCAACUUGAAAUAUGUAAAUUCUUGAAACUAUAAAACUACAUUAUUGUACAUGUAUUAAUAUCAUCUGCAGGCAAAAAUUGUUGACACAGAUUUUUAAAAUGUUGGUUUUUGCAAUGUUGGUUUUUGCAAAUAAUAAUAAUAAUCCUUUAAAUUGGAAAAUGUAAUGUUUUUUUUGUGUACAUUUAGGUUCAUAUGCUUUCUUCAGGCUGUAGAAUCAGACAUGGCAGAGUAUAAGUCGCAGUGUGAAUGAACAUUAAAUGUUGUUUCUAAGUAAAAUGUCACUUUAACAGAUAGAUAUUGUUCUUUUGAGUAUAAAAAUUCUUUAAUGUUUUGCUAUGCAUUUGGAACAUUAUGAACAUUAUGUUGAUUUUGAGUAGAAAGGAAAUAUUUCCUCCCGGUGAUAAUGAAAAAGAACUUAUUGUUUAAUCCAUUCAGGAUAAUUGCCGUAAUAUGUUUAUAUCGUUACUGCUUCAGUUUGUUAAGCUUUUCUUUAUGUUUAUAUAUAUAUUUUAACUUCAAAAUGUGGAUGCAGAUUCUAUCAUUUAAGGUUUAUACUACCAUAUCUUGUGGGAAGAUUACACGUCCUACUAAGACUUUUUAGGUAGACAGUCCUUUCACACUCUAUUUCAAGUGUAGAAGUUGUCAGGUCAUGGUAGCUUUGAUUAUAAAGAUUUGUGUCACACAUCUGUUUCAAGUCAUGACAUUAUCAUUGGCAAAACUCGCCUUCCUUUUUAGCUCAUCUGAUAUUUUUUUAAAAAAGACGAGUUAUUGCCGUCACUUGAUUGGCAUCGGCAUCUGCGUCAGCAUUGCCUGUUAAGUUUUAUGUUUAGGUCAGCUUUUCUCCUAAACUAUCAAAGCUAUUGCUUUAAAAUUGCAGCACUUGCUCAACAUCAAUAGAUGACUCUGUACAGCAAGAAACAUAACUCCAUCCUGCUUUUUGCAAGAAUUAUGGGCCCUGUUGGACUUAGAAAAUCAUGGGUAGGACAAUAUUUCUAUUGUACAGAGACAAAAUAAAAUCAUAUUAGCAUCUGCACUUGCAAGGUGGUGCUCUUGUUUAAGUAAAGUAGUGUAGGCCUUUGCCAGUUUUUACCUGGACUUUGUUAUCUUUGUGUCACAACAGUUUUAUGGUUACAAAAAACCUGACUCAACUGUAGUUUAGAUAAGAAAGACUAUAAUUCACAAAGGAAUUCCUUGUCAUAAUAUACUGUAAAAUCAUUUAAUUUCAUGGGCAUGAAAUUUCGUGGUUUUGGUCAAAACAACAGUUCUAUGGGGAUAUGAAUUCGUGGAUUUCAACUUUUGAAUAUAAAAUGAAUAGGAAUUUUACUUUUUCGUUGGGAUUAAAUUUCGUGGAUUGACUCAACCACGAAAAUUAAUCUCCCAUGAAUAUUAAUGAUUUCACAGUAUGAAUUUUGUAAUAGUUUCUUCUAGAAUUCCACAUGCUUAUUCAUCUGUUCAUUGAAAAGCUUUCAAGGUCAAGUUAAAAGAGAAAUGUAUACAGAAAUUUCACAAAAAGGAAUACUAGUAGUCAAUGUCUGACAGUAAUACCGGACAGAAUCCUGCCUCUGAAUAAACACAAAGAUUUUAACUGUAUGCCUUUUUUUUCUUCUUAUAGCAUAAACGUUACAUCUAUGGUGACAUUCAUAAGGUUAAUCCUUAAACUGUGUAUAAAAUUAAAGAUGUUUUGAUAGUUUCACAACCAUUCCCCCAUUUUAAUAAUGUUAGCAUACAUGCUUAUAUAUUUACUGCAUUGUUAGACUGGCAUCAGUCGUUAGAGUCAUUACAUGUAAAGCACUUGGCCAUAAAAGCCUCUCUGAUACCACUUUCUCAUAAAAUUUACAAUAUCUCUAGCCUCUGUCUCUAACGACUGGACAAAUGCGAUCCUGAGCCGGACAAAUUUCAUACCCGCUGAUAAUCACUAUCUCAUUAGAAAUCAUUGCAGACAUGUUCAUGAUGUAAUGUAACCUUUGGCCGACUGCCCCAAGGGUUCAAUAAACAGGUGCUUUGCUUUUAUGACUUGGUGAAUAAGCCAGAGAGGGAUCAAUUUUCAUUAAUUGUAAAAGAUCUCAGUAAGUGUAUAUAAAAUACACUUUAAAUUUGAAAUAUGUAGAAAAUGUAUUUUUCAAAAUGGUAUCAAUUUAAUUCUGUUUAUGAGUUGUUUGAAUAACUGAUAAGACAAAAAUGAGGGAAAAGGUUUGAAAUUGAAAGAAAAAACAUUUUCAAAUAUUUUUUCAAGAUACCUUCAAAUCAUUUUGUGAAUGAAUUAAAAACAAUUUAUUCAAUAUACCUUCUAAGACUUUUUAUUAAUUUAUAUUAGAGGGUAGAUUAAUAUCUGCUAUAAAUCACAAAAAAAUAUUUUCUUAUCUAUAGUCCCUGUAAUUUCAUGUCUGAUUGCAGAUUCAUGUUAAUAUACUUUAGUGGUCUCUUGUUGAUGGCAUGGUGCAAUGUAUUACAUCAAUUAUGAUUCUGUUUAGAUACAAAGUGAAGACAUGCUGUGCACCAGGGUGCUAAGUAACAAAAUAUAACAUAAUAAUAGCUUGAAAACUGACCAACAAUAAUUCUUAUAUAUAUAGACAUGUACAUGUAGUUGGCAACUUCAGAAAAUCAUAUCAAUCUGAAAGUUUACAUGUCAUAUGUGCAGAAUUGUUUUUCGAUCAUAGCUUAAAUUAAGCCUAUUUAAUGAUAAGGUGGUUUAAGAGAUGUGAUUUUAACUUUUUCAUGAAAAUUUUGUAUGUAAUAUGGAAGAAGCAAUAAGCAUAUGGACUACAACAACUAGGACAUACAAAUAUUUGUGAAAAUCAGAAAGAAGUAGUAGAAGGAUAUUUAUCUGGAAAAAACACUACAAGUUCUCUAAUUUUCAUAUUUUGAAAGAAACUUUAUUUAUCAUAAAUGAGCCGUGCCAUGAGAAAACCAACAUUGUGGGUUUGCGGCCAGCAUGGAUCCAGACCAAACAACAUGUCUUUAUUCCAGAUUCCAAAAUGAGUGUUACCUUUGUUUUUUUGCUGUUUUAAAAUAGUUCUGAUAAAUGUUAUGUAUAUUUUGGUUACCAAAGGAACAGUUAUGCUGUUUAACAAUUACUGAAAUGCUUUAUUAUGCAAUCUAUUAAUAUUUUACACAAAAAAUAUUUUUACAUAGAUUUUGAAAUUUGAAAAUAUUUCCACAAGAGCAUUAUCCCAAUUCCACUGGUUUUAGUUGCAUUCCCAAAAUGAUGAAGAAAAGGCCAGAUAGUAAUUUAUUUACAUAACUAUAAAUGUCUGCGCAUAUACAUGUAUAAAAUAAAAUUAAAAAAAAGAUGAAAAAAGAAUAAUAUACAGUAAAUUUACAUAUAUGUAACAAUAAAUGUAUUUACAAUAAAUUACAUAUCAAAUAUUCCCAAUGAAAUGGAUUUAUUUCAUGGAAAGAUAAUAUCAAUAUACAUGUAUAAUGAAUAAUAAUAUACUCUAGAAAUAUAAUAAGCCGAAUCAAUUAGGACAAGUGAAUGGAUAACGACAUGGAAACAGUAAUAAACGUACACUGUUGUAGUUUAUUUUGUGUUAUAAGUAGUUGCAUUACUUCAUGUUUUUUUUAGUUUGACACAAAUACCGUAACGUCAUAAUAACGUUAGUGCUGAAUAGUUUAAUUUGUUUAUU